AUGUCAGCAGCUAGUGAAAAGAAGAACUCUGCUGAAGUUCUUUCUGAAUUAUUAAGCAAGUUACAAGUUGCAGAUGAUAGGGAGGAAGCUGCUGCCAAUGUUGCUUCUUUCUUGAACUCAUCUAUCGUUGAACACGACGUUCCACAGGACUUCUUUACUUCUUUGAAGAAGGAAAUCAACAACAAGGAUGCUUCAGUAUCUACCGCCGCAUUAGAAGCAUAUGCUCAUAUUGCAUCAAGAAAUGACUUGGCUCCAUCAGUGGAGCCUUAUGUUGUUGGCUUAGUUAGUGAUGUUGCUGUCAAGGCUGGUGAUAAGAAUAAGGACGUCCAAGCUAAGGCUUCCGAUGCAUUAUUAGCUAUUGCUAGGGCAAUCACUCCUACUGCUAUAAAGGCUCUCCUUCCAAAGCUUUUAGAAAACUUGGUCAACUCAAACAAGUGGACUGAGAAAGUUGCUAUUUUGGGAGCAGUCAGUCAGUUAGUGGACACCGCUAAGGAUCAGAUUGCAUUGAGAAUGCCCGAAUUGAUCCCCGUUUUGUCUGAGACCAUGUGGGAUACCAAGAAGGAGGUUAAAGACGCUGCCACUAAAACUAUGACAAAGUCUACUGAAACAAUCGACAAUAAGGAUAUUGAAAAGUUUAUUCCCAAGUUGAUAGAAUGUAUUGCUAAGCCAACUGAAGUUCCUGAAACCGUUCAUCUUUUGGGUGCCACUACAUUUGUUUCAGAGGUUACCAUGGCUACUUUAUCUAUCAUGACUCCUUUGUUAUCUAGAGGUUUAGCUGAACGUGACACUGCUAUCAAACGUAAAGCUGCUGUUAUCGUUGAUAACAUGUGUAAGUUAGUGGAUGAUCCUCAAGUUGUUGCUCCUUUCAUGAGUAAAUUGUUACCGGCUCUCAAGGGUAACUUUUCUACUAUGGCGGACCCUGAAGCUCGUGAAGUCACCAAUAGAGCUUUAGCCACAUUGAGGAGAGUCGGUGCUGUUGGUGAAGAUGAUGUUAUUCCUGAAGUAUCUACUGCUGGUGAUAUUCCAGUCACUUUAGGCGUUUUCAACGAAUUAUUAUCUAGCCAAAAAGUCGAUAAGAAGUUUGACCUUGCAAAGGAGUACAUUGCUGCCAUCGCAGGAGAUUUGAUCGACGAGAGAGCUAUUCAUCCUGAAACUUGGACGCAAUACAUUGUUCCUUUCGCUACCAUCUUUUUACACGAGAAAGAUGCGAAGGAGAUUGUUGAAGAAUACAGAAAGAGAGCUGUUGACAAUAUUCCAGAGCCACCAGCUUUUGAAGAUGAAGAGGACGAUGGAGAAGAUUUAUGUAACUGUGAGUUUUCUUUGGCCUACGGUGCUAAAAUUUUGUUAAACAAAACUCAGUUCAGGUUGAAGAGAAAUAGAAGAUAUGGUUUGUGUGGUCCAAAUGGUGCCGGUAAGUCAACCUUGAUGAGAGCUAUUGCUAAUGGUCAAGUUGAAGGAUUCCCUACACAAGAGGAAUGUAAGACCGUUUAUGUUGAGCACGACAUCGAUGGAACUCAUGCUGAUACAUCUGUUGUCGACUUCGUCAUAGAUGACGGUGAAGUUGGUUUAACCAAGGAUACCGUGGAAGAUAAGUUGAGGGAAUUUGGUUUCUCCGAAGAGAUGAUCAAAAUGCCAAUUCAAUCCUUAUCUGGUGGUUGGAAAAUGAAGUUGGCUUUGGCUAGAGCUGUAUUAAAGAAUGCCGAUAUCUUGUUAUUGGAUGAGCCAACUAACCAUUUGGAUACCGUUAAUGUUGCCUGGUUAGUCAACUAUUUAAAUACUUGUGGUAUUACUUCAAUCAUUGUGUCUCACGAUUCUGGAUUUUUGGAUAAAGUUGUCCAAUAUAUUAUUCACUACGAAGGUUUCAAAUUAAGAAAAUAUAAAGGGAAUUUAUCUGAGUUCGUUAAGAAGUGCCCAUCUGCGCAAUCUUAUUACGAAUUAGGUGCUUCUGAUUUGGAAUUUAGAUUCCCAGAGCCUGGUUUCUUGGAAGGUGUUAAGACUAAACAAAAGGCUAUUGUUAAAGUUUCCAAUAUGACAUUCCAAUACCCGGGUACUUCUAAACCACAAGUCACUAAUAUAUCUUUCCAAUGUUCUUUGUCAUCCAGAAUUGCUGUUAUCGGUCCUAAUGGUGCUGGUAAGUCUACCUUGAUUAACGUGUUGACCGGUGAAUUAUUACCUACCUCCGGUGAAGUUUACGUCCACGAGAACUGUCGUAUUGCUUACAUUAAACAGCAUGCUUUUGCUCAUAUUGAUAAUCACUUAGAUAAGACUCCAUCUGAAUAUAUUCAAUGGAGAUUCCAGACUGGUGAAGAUAGAGAAACCAUGGAUAGAGCAUCUAGACAAAUCAACGAAGAUGAUCAAAAAGAUAUGAAUAAGAUUUUCAAGGUUGAGGGUACCGAAAGAAGAAUUGCCGGAAUUCAUGCCAGAAGAAAGUUUAAAAACUCUUACGAAUAUGAAAUCUCCUGGAUGUUGGGAGAAAACAUUGGUAUGAAGAAUGAAAGAUGGGUUGCAAUGAUGUCUGUUGAUAACACUUGGUUGCCAAGAGGUGAAUUGAUGGAAACCCACUCUAAGAUGGUUGCUGAAGUGGAUAUGAAAGAAGCCUUAGCAUCUGGUCAAUUUAGACCAUUAACUAGAAAGGAAAUUGAAGAACAUUGUGCGAUGUUGGGUUUGGAUGCUGAGUUAGUCUCUCAUUCUAGAAUCAGAGGUUUGUCUGGUGGUCAAAAAGUCAAAUUAGUUUUGGCCGCUUGUACUUGGCAAAGACCACAUUUGAUUGUAUUGGAUGAGCCAACUAACUAUUUGGAUCGUGACUCUUUGGGUGCAUUGUCAAAGGCUUUGAAGGCUUUUGAUGGUGGUAUUGUUAUUAUCACACACUCUGCUGAGUUCACAAAAGACUUGACUGAAGAAGUCUGGGCUGUUUUAGAUGGUAAAAUGACACCAUCGGGUCACAACUGGGUUCAAGGUCAAGGUGCUGGUCCAAGGUUAGAGAAGAAGGAUGACGAAGAAGACAAAUUUGAUGCCAUGGGUAACAAGAUUAGUGCUGUGAAGAAGAAGAAGAAGUUGUCUUCUGCUGAAUUAAGAAAGAAAAAGAAGGAAAGAAUGAAAAAGAAGAAGGAUUUGGGUGAUGCUUAUGUUUCAUCUGACGAUGACUUCUGA
This is a messenger RNA of Priceomyces carsonii, 3150 nucleotides long. It is a transcript of the gene CEF3, whose product is annotated as translation elongation factor EF-3. NCBI's taxonomy places the organism in Eukaryota, Fungi, Ascomycota, Pichiomycetes, Serinales, Debaryomycetaceae. Bases 1 to 3150 code for a protein of 1049 amino acids. The transcript has a single exon. The record is from RefSeq and is a predicted model, not a curated record. Gene Ontology annotation, molecular function: ATP hydrolysis activity; ATP binding; translation elongation factor activity.